AUGGCGAAUUUAAAGAAGUGGCUUCCAGGCGUAUCCUUCCCCCUUAUUCUCAAUGCUCCUAUGCAUGGUGCAGCUAAUGGUCCCCUCGCUGCAGAGGUGACAAAAGCAGGAGGAUUGGGCUUCAUCCCGGGCGGAAUUGUCCUCUCCAAGGACUCCGACGACUUGAAAGAUCUUGAACUCCAGCUCACAACGGCACGUCGUCUCCUAGCUCUCGAUGAGUCAUUGGAGAAACCUAUACCGGUAGGCGUCGGUUUCGUCACAUUCCACCCCUCCGUGGCUCAGUUCGAAGAGUCGGCUUUGCCGAUAAUCCGCAAGCACAAGCCCGUCGUCAUAUGGCUCUUUGCCCCGGAGCCGAAUUCAACCACGCAUAAGCACUUGAUCCGUCUUCUGCACAGCGCAGGCAGCUCCUGGAACCUCAAGGUCUUGGUCCAAGUCGGGUCUGUUUCAGCGGCCCGGGAUGCGAUCGAGAGUGGCGCCGACGGCGUCGUGGCGCAGGGUGUCGAUGCAGGAGGCCACCAAUGGGCGCAGGGUGCCAGCAUUGUCUCGCUGGUGCCUGAAGUCCGUAAACUCAUUCGAGAUGAAUUCCCCGGUAAAGAUGUGGCUUUGAUCGCAGCGGGGGGUAUUGCGGAUGGUAGCGGUGUGUCAGCUGCCCUGUCUCUGGGAGCUGAAGCAGCCGUCAUGGGCACUAGAUUCUUGGUUGCCGAUGAAGCUGGAACCUCCAAGGAAAUGAGACAAGUUGUCCUAAGCACCACCGACGGCGGAUCCAGCACUGUCAAGUCAUACCUACACGAUGAUGUUCGAGAGAAUAACAUUUGGCCCAAACUCUAUGAUGGACGGGCGGUAUUGGGGCCAUCGAUUAUUGACGAAAGAGCUGGAAUUCCGCUAUCUCAAAACAUCGCUAAGCUAAAAGAAGCACAAGAAUCAGGAGAUAAGUCUAGAAACGUUUUCUGGUCUGGAACCGGAGUUGGGUUGGUAGACAAGCUUCAACCCGCCGGAGAUAUUGUCCGAGAGACUCGAAUUCAGGCAAUUGAACGGAUCAAAGAGCUUAGUGUCUUCUAUGGAGAAACUUUGACACACUAA
Messenger RNA from Clonostachys solani, 1080 nucleotides. NCBI's taxonomy places the organism in Eukaryota, Fungi, Ascomycota, Sordariomycetes, Hypocreales, Bionectriaceae. The record is from the annotation of a GenBank genome assembly.